This is a messenger RNA of Marmota flaviventris (yellow-bellied marmot), 2001 nucleotides long. NCBI's taxonomy places the organism in Eukaryota, Metazoa, Chordata, Mammalia, Rodentia, Sciuridae. The record is from RefSeq and is a predicted model, not a curated record.
AUGAAGGUGUUCGCCUGCCCUGCUGAGGUGUCUCCUCCUCCUCCCCCCACCCCUCUGGCUGGGGCAGCUGCUUGGCUGGGCAAGUCAGCCUUAGUCCCUGUACUGCUCUUCUGGUCCCUGAAACUCUGCUGCCAGGGGAGCCAGAGUCACCCAGGAAGGUGUCCUCCUGUGUUGGACCCCGACAGGAAGCCACGUGAGCCCAGCUGGGGUGCAGCCCCAGCCGAUGCCCCAGUGGGCCACCCUUCUCAGGAGAGGCUUCAGGCUCUACCCUCUCCCAUGGCGCAUGGACCAGAGCCUGAAGCCGAGGGACUUUUGGACCUCAGCUUCCUGACAGAGGAGGAACAGGAGACCAUUGCUGAAGUCCUCAAACGAGAUGCCCACCUGCGCCAGCUGGAGGAGGGGCGGGUCAGCAAACUCCGGGCCUCACUGGCAGACCCUGAGCAGCUGAAGAUCCUGACAGGUGACUGGUUCCAGGAAGCACGCUCCCAGCGGCACCACCAUGCCCACUUCGGCUCUGACCUUGUCCGAGCCUCUAUUCGCAGGAAGAAGAGCUCCAGGGGAGAACAGGCUCUGGGCAGUGAUGGGGAGGCUGAGGCUGCCGGGAAAGAGACUGAAGAGGAGCCAGAACUCAGGCUCCCCAUAGAACAGGUCCCUCCAGAGAGGCGCAGUGAGACACAGGGACCUGAUGUCCCUUCACCAUAUGCCCCCUCAAAGGCGUCAGAUCAUCAGGAGGCCCAGGCCCAGGGAGCCCCUGGCCGAGGGGGCGUGCAGGUGGACGCCGAGGAAAUGGGCCUGGCGUGGAAGCCCUCGCCGCAGGCGGAGAAGGAGCCGCCGCCCCCGCCAGCUCAGACCGAGAUGGCAUCCGAGAUCCUGCAGAACGGGGAGGAGGAUCCGGGGCGCGGCCCCUCACUCGACCGCAUGCUCAGCAGCAGCUCCUCUGUGUCCAGCCUCAGCUCCUCCACGCUGAGCAGCAGCCAGAUGAGCCUGUCGGGGGAGGUGGAGGCGGGCGCGGUGCAGGUGCAGGUGCGCGGCUCUGUGCACUUCGCGCUGCACUUCGAACCCAGUGCCUCCGAGCUGCGCGUGCACGUGAUCCAAUGUCAGGGCCUGGCUGCCGCCCGGCGUGGCCGCUCCGACCCCUACGUCAAAAGCUACCUCCUCCCAGAUAAACAGAGCAAGCGCAAGACCGCGGUGAAGAAGAGGAAUCUGAACCCGGUCUUCAACGAGACUCUCCGGUACUCCAUCCCGCAGGCCGAGCUCUCGGGCCGCGUCCUGAGCCUGUCGGUGUGGCACCGGGAAAGCCUGGGUCGCAACAUCUUCCUGGGCGAAGUCGAAGUGCCCUUGGACACGUGGAACUGGGACUCGGAGCCUACCUGGCUCCCCCUGCAACCCCGAGUGCCCCCCUCUCCCGAUGACCUUCCCAGCCGCGGGCUGCUCUCCCUAUCCCUCAAGUACGUCCCUGCCGGCUCCGAGGGCGCGGGAUUGCCUGAGAGCGGGGAGCUGCACUUCUGGGUGAAGGAAGCUCAGGACCUCAUCCCGUUGCGCUCAGGAUCCCUGGAUACGUACAUUCAAUGCUCAGUGCUACCUGAUGACAGCCGGGCCAGCCGCCAGCGAACAAGGGUGGUUCGACGCAGCCUCAGUCCAGUAUUCAACCACACCAUGGUUUACGAUGGCUUUGGGCCUGCUGACCUGCGCCAGGCCUGUGCUGAGCUUUCCCUCUGGGACCACGGGGCCCUGACUAAUCGCCAGCUGGGGGGGACACGCCUCAGCCUAGGUACUGGUAGCAGCUAUGGGCUCCAGGUACCCUGGAUGGAUUCCACACCUGAGGAGAAGCAGCUGUGGCAGACACUCCUGGAGCGGCCAUGUGAAUGGGUGGAUGGCCUUCUACCCCUCAGAACCAACCUGGUCCCCAGGGCAUAGCCCUAUCAAAUCCCUCUCUCUGGACUCCCCUCUCAGAGCCCACCCUUGGUUAGAGUCUAUUAAUAAAGUCUGUUUUAAGGACAA